Messenger RNA from Penicillium crustosum, 1428 nucleotides. RefSeq lists its product as uncharacterized. Gene Ontology annotation, biological process: transmembrane transport. The coding region runs from base 1 to 1428 and encodes 475 amino acids. Lineage: Eukaryota; Fungi; Ascomycota; Eurotiomycetes; Eurotiales; Aspergillaceae. The record is from RefSeq and is a predicted model, not a curated record. The transcript is spliced from 5 exons. Gene Ontology annotation, cellular component: membrane. Gene Ontology annotation, molecular function: transmembrane transporter activity.
AUGGACCAGGAAAAGAUAUACGACGAGACGGUCGAGGAUGUCAAGUCCGCGGUUUCCGUGCCAGACAUAGAUCCAAAGGCUGAGAAACGACUCCUACGGAAACUUGACAUCCAUGUCGUUCCUAUUCUCAUGUUUUUGUUCUUACUCGCCUUCCUUGAUCGUAUAAAUAUCGGUAAUGCGCGAAUCCAAGGUCUCGAAAAGGAUUUGGGCAUGGAGGGACAUGAUUACAACAUCGCACUGUUUAUCUUCUUCAUUCCCUAUAUCCUUUUCGAGGUUCCUAGCAAUCUCUUUUUGAAAAAGGUAUCUCCAUCUUGGUGGUUGAGUGGGAUUAUGUUUUGCUGGGGCGUUGUUACAACAUGCCAAGGUGUUGUGAAGGGCUUCGGUGGCCUCGUUGCGUGUCGAUUCUUGCUCGGCUGCAUCUACUUGAUUGCUAUGUACUAUAAGCGCCACGAGUUGCAAUGGCGAUUCAAUAUUUUCUUCAGCGCUAGUAUUAUGGCAGGUGCAAUCAGUGGACUUCUUGCUUAUGGAAUAGCCCAGAUGGACGGUGUCGGAGGAUACAGCGGCUGGCGCUGGAUCUUCAUCAUCGAAGGUCUACUUACAGUAUUCACUGGAAUUGCUGCGAAAUUCCUCGUCGUCGAUUGGCCCGAAACAUCUAGUUUCCUAAAUGAUGAGGAACGUGCUUUGCUGCUUCGACGUCUAUCGGAAGACCGUGGUGAAGCGCAAAUGAAUCGCUUUGACAAGCCGGCAAUCAAGCGCACAUUCUCAGAUGUCAAGAUCUAUCUUGGUGCUAUUAUGUAUUUUGGAAUUGUCAAUACGGGCUACGCAACAUCGUUCUUCACCCCAACCAUCCUCCGCCAGCUUGGCUGGACAUCUGUCCGAGCUCAAGUAAUGAGUAUUCCGAUCUACAUCGUUGCAACAGUAAUUGCACUAGCUACAGCCUUCGUUAGCGACCGACUUCGCCAUCGAUUCACAUUCACAUUGAUCGGAUGUGUCAUCGCCACAAUUGGGUACAUUAUUCUCAUAUGUCAGGAGUCAGUGCCAGUCGGUGCCCGAUAUUUCGCCCUAUACGCGAUCACGGGUGGAGGAUAUAUGACGCAGCCGAUUUUGUUGGGCUGGGUUAGUAACAACAUGGCUGGGCACUAUAAGCAAUCUAUCGCCUCAGCCAUGCAGAUCGGCUUCGGUAACUGUGGCGGUCUGGUGGCUAGCAAUGUCUUCUUUAACUCGGAGGCUCCAACAUACAAAACUGGGUUUGGUGUCAGUCUAGGGAUGGUAUGGAUCUGUGGUCUGGCAUGUACUGUGUUCAUUGGUUAUGUAUACCGUGAAAAUCGGCUACGUGAGCAGGGUAAGAGGGAUCAUCGAUACCAUUGGCCCAGAGAGGAACUUGAGAAUGCUGGGGAUGAUCACCCCAGUUUCCGGUUUACUUAUUAA